AUGAGACAGAAAGGAAAGGGACAAACAUUAGAUUUCAACCUGAGCAAGAAAGGGACGAGCAGAAGAGACCUUUUGAAAAUUUGCGAAAAUGCUGUCAAGUACAGUGUGCGAACGAGUCAUCCUUAUUUCAGGAAUCAGUUGUACGGGGGCGUUGAUCCGUACGCAUUGGCUGGGACUUGGCUGUCUGAAGCUCUGAAUACGAAUCAGUACACGUUUGAAGUCGCCCCAUUUUUCAUGACGACUGAACGAGCGAUUCUGAAGAAAAUUCGGGAAAUCAUCGGUUGGCCUGACGGAAGAGGAGACGGAAUUUUUGCUCCAGGUGGCAGCACUGGAAAUAUGUACGGGAUUGUAGCAGCGAGAUACAACAAAUUCCCGGAGUCGAAAGUGGAAGGAAUGUUCGGGUUACCGCGACUGACCCUUUUCAUUUCUCAAGACGCUCAUUAUUCGUCGAUCAAAGCGGCGCAUUGGCUCGGGUUCGGAACCAAAAGCGUCAUUGCCGUGCCCACCGAUGAAUUGGGUAGGAUGAUCCCAGAAGAAUUGGAGAAGUGUAAAUGCGGAGCUGUUCCUUUUUGCGUCGUCGCCACUUCGGGAACAACUGUUCUAGGUGCUUUCGAUCCUCUGGAAGCAAUUGCAAAAAUCUGCCGAGCGAAUGACAUCUGGCUUCACGUCGAUGCUUGCUGGGGAGGUUCAGCGCUUUUGUCCAAGAAGCACAGACAUCUGAUGAAAGGCGUUGAGAAUGCGGACAGCUUAAUUUGGAACCCCCACAAAAUGCUUGGGGCUCCACUUCAAUGUUCACCCUUCGUGAUUCGUCACGAAGGUUUGUUGCACAAAUGCAACAGCGCUUCGGCGACGUACUUGUUCCAGCAAGACAAAUUCUAUGACGUUUCCUACGACACUGGCGACAAAAGCUUUCAAUGCGGACGGAAAGUCGACGGUUUCAAGUUGUGGACCAUGUGGAAAGCACGUGGCGACAAUGGACUCGAAGCUCUCGUCAGCAACACAUUCCAAUGUGCAGAGUACGUGCAUGAAUUGAUCAAAAAUCGACCGGGAUUCAAAAUGGUCAUACCUGAAGUUCAGUGCACAAAUGUGUGCUUCUGGUACAUUCCCGAGUGUCUGCGGAAUCUAGAAGAAACUGAGGAAUGGUGGACAAAGAUGGAAAAGGUUGCUCCGGAAAUCAAGCGUCGGAUGACAGUCGAAGGCAGCCUCCUGAUCGGUUAUCAACCUCUGAAGCACAAAAAUUUGCGCAAUUUCUUCCGACUCGUCCUGACUUGCCAACCCCCAUUGACAACGGAGAACAUGGACUUCGUUGUGUCGGAAAUCGACAGACUCGGUCGAGAUAUGAUUCUUUGA
Messenger RNA from Notodromas monacha, 1350 nucleotides. The record is from the annotation of a GenBank genome assembly. Lineage: Eukaryota; Metazoa; Arthropoda; Ostracoda; Podocopida; Cyprididae.